This is a messenger RNA of Pomacea canaliculata, 5666 nucleotides long. RefSeq lists its product as uncharacterized. Lineage: Eukaryota; Metazoa; Mollusca; Gastropoda; Architaenioglossa; Ampullariidae. The record is from RefSeq and is a predicted model, not a curated record. The transcript is spliced from 9 exons. Gene Ontology annotation, cellular component: cytoplasmic vesicle. The coding region runs from base 759 to 5519 and encodes 1586 amino acids.
CUUUUUUUAAAACUUACAAUUCAUUCUUUAACCGUUUAAAAUACGCCCACCUAUUACACUCGCAGACGUGGUGUUAUUAUUUUAAACGACUUUCAACUGUUUGGACAACAACAUUCCACGGGACACUACUCUGGAGGUCUCUUGAUGCUAUGAUUAAAUCAAGAUGGCGCUUGUCUAGCAUAAACAUUUGAAGGCUUUUGCUGUACAAGUAGAAUAUUUGGGCUAGCAAGUCUACAAAUUUGUUGAGUUAUUUAGAAUCUCAUUAGUCUUAAGAUAGUUCUCCUAACGUCAUUUGAAGAUACACGACUUUCUCCAAACAUCUGUAUACUGCGGAUCGGGAAAUACUUUUAUUUUUUUCGAGAAUGGGUCGAUCGAGACCGCGGCAAAGCUCCUGAGGUGAGAGUGGGAGACGAUUAUGAUAAUCAGCCUCUAAGAAACAUGGCGGAUGAUAGAGGGUGCCAGAACAGCGUGGUGCAUCGAUGAAUCUAUCUUUUGGAAUGAUUUCUUCAAUCUUUUAAGUGUUUUAGAAUGUAAGGACACGUGGAGAGAAAAGGGCUAUGCAGACGGCAAACCAAGGAGGUUUCUGUCUAGGCCUAACAAUGGAUUCAAAUGAAAACGUAACUGGUGCUAUUCCAAGAUCUGUCACAGCAGGAAGCCCCAAGGUUGUUGUUGCAAGGUGAUUCUAGUUCAGAUCUCUGGCAGAGAGAACGUGGAAGGACUACUCUCCACCUACAUCAAUCAGAACGGACACCACAGCCAUGGCAGAAAGCGGCAAUGCCAACAGCAAGUCCAGUCCAGAAAUCAUAUCAAAGGAUUCUACUGAUACCUUCUCUAAAUGUAAUGGUAGUGGUAGUGAUUCUCGUAAUGGAGUGAAACUUGAUCAGAAGUUUCAAAUUACGGAUGGUCCCGUUAUUCGCAUGGGAACAGGAGUCCUAAUCUCUCGCCGAGAAAUCAGAAAUCAUCCUAAUUCUCUUCCUGUGAAACCUCCUCACUCCGUUAAUAUGGCAACUUGGAAAGAUGUUUCUCCACCGAAAGAUCGGAAGAAUCUUGUAGAUAUUUCCCCCCAAAAUCAGAACAAAGAAGAGAAUGUAGAUGAAGGCACAUAUGAACCUAAAAAUAGAAGCCCUAUUCGUACAAAUCCAUUCCAUGAAAUUGGUACUGUUUACAGAGGGGUAGAUGGAAAUUUUCAAAGCAUAAAGCGAAUAAAAACUGACUUAAUCACAAACCCUAUGGAAAGAAAGAAUUCUUUUCCUGGAGUUGUUCAGCAGAACACAACUCUGCCACCAGAAUUGGCUUCUGCAUUUCCUCAAAUGGCAAUCUUGACAACAUGGAGAGAUAUGUCACCAACAAAGAGUCAGUCAGAGGGAAAGAAAAAACGACCAGAAAGUGGCUAUUUCUCAAAUGACGUGCAGAGUGAAGGAGGUCAAGAGUCCAGAGAGGGUAUAGACACAUCCUUAUCAGACAGUGAGUGCAGCCGCAAGGAUAGAUCCUCAUUGCCAAGUGAGGAAGGCUGCUUCAACAGUGAUUAUUUCUAUGAAGAUGAAUUCAGUGUUCCAUUUGACACUAAUCUUCAUCAACCAACCAGACAGGUGGAACAAGGUGCUUCAGGAGAGCAAAUAAUUCUCCCACACUCUCUGAAUGGUAGUUAUACAAAGUUUGGUGGACUCCGAGACUCCCUGUUACAAGCUGAGAUGUACUUAGGACCAUAUGAAUCUGAGAUGUCGGGCAGUCGCACAUCCAUGGAGAUCUCUUCAAGUGAGCGAGAAAUGAUGUGCUCAAGUGAUAUGCUGAACUUCAGCAAUGACCCCCUCUUUACACCUUCUCCCCCACCUACAGAACAAACACAACAGCAGCAACAGAAUGUGUCUGUUGAUAGUUUGUCUCAUCAAGGGCACACAGGGGAUAUGUCAAAUAGUAGAUCUUCUGCUGAUGCCAAUUUGACGGUGGAUUGCUGCAUUCGUAAAGAUGCAUACUUUUUGUCCUUCAAUGGAUCACAGGAACAGAGGAGCACAACAGAAAGUGACAUCUCAUAUGCUUCGCAGACAUCUUCUCAUGAUGAAUGCCAAGGUGGAACACAGUCUGACAAUUCGAAUGCAGGUGAUGCAGAAGAUGAAUGCUCCAACAGUUUCCAGUUUCAGGAUGACAAAGAGAAACAGCAGCCUACACCAGUUGCAGCACCACCUCCUAUCCAAUAUCACCCUGUUAGAAAUAUGCUGUUAUCACGAUAUCCUGGAAGAAUCUGCUUAGAAGCACUGCAAGAAUAUCUGCUGGAUAGGUCCAACAGUACAAAAAGCCCGGGCUCUUCUCGCCACUCAUGUUCUAGUCACUGUAAGUUGUCACCACUUUGUGGGACUCUUUUGUCCAGUGGAGAUUUAUAUGCUUCCAGUGGUGCACGCAGGCCAGGACUGAGACGCAGCAGUAACUUGACUACAUGGAAACAGGUCAAAAAUCUGCGCAAGCUUGGCAAAGAACCAAACCUUCAUGAACGGUCACAUAGCCUACCAGAUCUCACUUCUGAAGAUGUCAAAGUAGUUCGGAGAGAAAGGCCAAACCGUACACUAGAGUCUAUGGCUGAAAGCUUUCACAAAAAGCGACAUUCAGAUUAUGUGCUGGAGGUGUAUCAGCAGAUGCUGGCAGGCUCCAAUCCUCCCUCACCAACUACUCUCAGCAAAAUUGAUCAGAUAUUAUUCCAGGAGCAAUUCGUACAGGCAGAAACUACGCACAAGCAGGAGCCUGUUAAAGAAGAUUGCAUGAGUUGUCCAUCAUGUGGUACACAGAAGCAGAAAAGUCUCUAUCUUGACCUGCGGCGAGAUGCUCAGUGUGGACAGUCAAGAUAUACAGCUCAGACUGAUAUUUCACCACAGACUCUAAUGCUGUGGCAUGGCCAGAAGAAUUUCUCUUCCCAAUUUCCACCCAACACCUUGGAUUGUGGGAUCCAGACCUCUAUUGAUGAACAAGAUGGUCCACCUGUCAAUAGUCGUUCCAUGCAGACAUCACCCUCAUCUCCUGGGACAGACCUCUUUCACAUGCUGAAUGAGUUAAGGAUAAAAGAAGAGCACAAGUCAAGAUCACAUGAAAAAGAGAGACCUGUUCAGGCGUCACUUCCCCGUGCCAAGUCAGCCACUGAGUGUCGUGAUAGUCAUGCAGAGCGCCUCAAGAUGCAGAUGAGAAGAACUGUUAGUUUGUCACCUUCACGGAUUGGAAUAAACUCUUUUUACAGUCAUCAGUCAUUACCAGAUCUUAGUUUCCUAUCAGUCUCCAACAGGCAUCUUUCCAAAUCUCGAGAGUCAUCCUCCUCAGGUAUUUCAUUGUUUGAUCCAGUUCAGAUACCCAUCAUUCUGACUCCUGUGCUUGAUGAUGGCUGUCGGUCAUCUCAGUCACGUUCUUCAGGAUCUAGUCAUUGUGGGUGUGCAAGAGAGCCUUCACAACCUCCAAGACGCCGCAGAUGUGGCUCUUUAGGAAGAUCUUCUGAUCCACAUUCCAGUGGAAGUAAUUGCAGUUUGAGUUCUUCAUCAGGGAUAGAUCCAAACUAUGUUGAACCUCGUUCAUAUACAGGGCUGGCUCCAGAACUAGAACACCUGCUCUUCCUACCACCACAUUUAGAAAGUGCGUAUGUUCAGCUAGGACUUGCUGAAGCUGUUUCCAAGUGUGAAACCUUAUCAGAGAGAGAGGAGGAGGAGGCCUGUGAGGCUCAAGAAUGCAGUAGAGAAGGACUUUGUCAUGGUUCACCUGUUAAACAAUCAUCCAGACUGGAUCGCUAUGCUAAUGAGGCUUACCCAUCUAGCAGCCAGGGGAAAACAGUUGUAAAAACAGGCAAAACAACCCAGAGGCCUGCUAAGUGCUCCUCCAGUGGACUUUUGGUACAUGAACGUCUCGAUGCUCUCAAAGAAGAGAAGACACCAUCCCCUGAGCCUUCAUACUGUCAUUAUCCACUUCGAGACUACACUGACCAUAGAUGCUUUGGGUGUGAAGAGUGCUCUGAAGCUGAUAGCAGCAGUCAAGAAUUAGAUGAAGAAAAGCUCCAGAUGUAUCAACAGUGGCUGAAAGAUCGAAAACCACCUUUGAAGUCUUGUCUGCGAAAAAGAUGUGAUAGGGACCAGAAGGCAAGGUCACUGUCUCUGGAUGUAGAACCAGAUAAUCCUCCUGAAAAGCCUCCUCGAAGGCCAAAUCGGCACUCCAUUGCAUGUGAUGGCAUGUUCCCUGUGCUGGUUACAGAGGAAGGCUUUGAAUGUGCUAUUGUUGAUCCACCACCCAGAUGUCCACCUCAUCAUGUAGAGCAAGUAUUGCCUGAAGUAUCACAAGAAAAAGUAGUAAUGCGACGAAAGAAACCCAAUCCUGUGUUAAGUGAGUCAGCAGAAGGAUCAUCACAAGAUGAAAUGAAUCGUGCCAAGCGUGUCAGCUUUGCAUCUGAGGUAUCUUUUCAUUCACCUAAUUACACCCCUCAGUCCUCACCAAGGAGACAGUCUGGACAAGCUGAGGUCACAGCUAUGGAAUUAGAAGAGAAUGACAUUCUAACACUGCAUGUAGUGCGGAAAGAAAGAGGAAAUAACACAAAGACAAGUGAUCCUGGGAAAGAGACUUCUCACACUUUGCAGUUGUCCAAUGAAAUGCCACCACAGGAAUUCAGUGUUGCUUCUUCAGAGUCUUCAGAAAGUGUUUUACCAGAAUUGUCUCCAAUUGAUUUGAAAUCUAAUGUGCUGCGAGGGGUGAUAGAAGCUUCUGAAGCUCUUGUGCGACACUUUGCUCAGGCUCGUGACCCAUUUGACAAGGUUCGUUUGGGCAGUUUCCAAGAAACACCGGCAAUUGGUGCCCUUGUGGUAACAAUGCUGUGCCCUGCCAUUGAGCAGGUAGUGCAUGAUGGGCUUAAGUCUUUCCUGACUGGCUUCCACAUCUUUGGCAAAAUUCACAUUAGCACCUGGAGAGUGGCUGAAAGCUCUGCUGAAAUAGGACCCUAUACCAGAGCCAUAAAUGAUCUAGUAAAGCAGCUGAAGGUUCGCCCCAAUGUAAUAUCUCACAAACAGAAAUUCUAUGCUUUUCUGACUGGUCUUCUCAACUUGCGCCUUCUAGAUUUCUGGAUGGGCUACAUCAGCACAAAAGAGAGCAUUGUUGGACGAUUCUAUGAGCAGAACUCAAUAUUGUGUCUGAGCCAGUCAGUACUUGAUCGCAAGUAUCAAGACAUGCUUCUUGCACUACAGCCUUUAUCUGUCCUACCAUUCCAGAUCGAUUAUGACAUAGUAAGUAACUAUUCCCUUGCAGACAGCACCUUAAUGGGAGAGUCAGAUGUGAUCUCGUCCUCUUCAGCCAAAGUCAAAGUGGACCUGUCCUCUUCUCCUAAGGUAGUGGUAGCUAGAGUGAAAAAUCGCAUGAGUGCAUCACCAGACAGGUCAUCUUGGGCUGGCUAUACAGAUCAUCAAGAUGUCUAUGCUAAUGUGGACAAGGUAGGCCAGGACUUCAGUUCACGUGGGAUUGGAUUAAAACUGCAACCAUCCCAAAGGCCAAAUCCCUCAUGUCUGAUAUAGGCCUUACAACUUCAAGUAGUGGAGUAUCAAAUGUUGGAAGUGUUACUGGUGGUGGAUGCACAAAAACAUCAAGAUUGAGUCAAGAUCUAGCAAGUGUUGGAAUUGUUACAUCAAGGCAGAAUCUGUCUACUUCUGCCACUUCAACAG